GAUUUUCGACUUGACGAAUCGUGUUCUCGAUCGUCACGAGCCGAUCUUGCAAGCGCAUGACAAUAUUUAAAGCGACGCGACCGUGGAUCUCGCGAACGUUUUCCACCGGCGCUCGCGAAGAAACAAGCUUUCCGCGAACAGUCUUCGUCUGGGCUCUGACCAACGAACUUAGAAUGGUUAAUCAGAUCACCACCUUGUCCUAUACCGUAGAAAAUAAUGGUGCUAAAGAAGGGACUGCAGAUUUUGAGAAGGCAAUUACACUUUGCGGAUACGGAAAGUUUCACUAUGGUUUCUUGCUGCUGUGUGGAAUAAUGUUUCUCUGCGUUGGAUGUCAAAAUGGCAUAAACGCAUACAUUUUGCCUUCUGCGGAAUGCGAUCUCAAGUUGACAUCCGAACAAAAAGGACUCUUAAAUGUCGCCUUCCUAUUAGGUGGAGUUGUAAGCUCCCUACUUUGGGGAGUGUUCGCAGACGCUUAUGGCAGAAGAUACAUUCUUCUCGUAACUUUAUUCAGUGAUAGCCUUUUAUCAAUUGGAGGCAGUUUCUCUCAGAGUUUCAAUGUUUUGUUAAUUUUCAGAGCACUCAGUGGUUUUUUCAUUGGUGCUCCGGGUUCUCUAGUCUAUUCGUACCUCGGUGAAUUUCAUGCGGAGAAACAAAGAGUGAAAACUAUAUGUUACGUUGGUUUCUUCUGGACACUGUCGUGGCUAAUAUUGCCUGGUUUAGCUUGGAUUAUUAUACCACUACCGAUUUCAUAUCAAUUUAGUGGGAUACUUUAUAACUCUUGGCGUCUCUUUUUAGCCGUUAUUGGAAUACCAACAUUAUUAAUAACUUUGAUAGCUACCAGAUAUCCUGAAAGUCCGAAAUUUCUCGUCUCUCAAGGUAAAACAGAGGAGGCGUUGGCCAUUUUGCGAAAAAUCUAUGCGAUAAACACCGGACACCACGAAGACGAGUAUCCCGUGAAAAUAUUGUUACCUGAUGAUACGAUGAAUGUUACCAACAAGGCAGGAUCCAAUAAAGACAGUGUAUUAAUGGGAUUAUUGAAGAAUAUUUGGCAACAAAUGCGUUGCCUUGCAUCACCACCGCUUUUGAAAUAUGCACUCCUGUGUUGGUCCAUUUAUUUCGCGAACAUGUUUGGAUACUAUGGUUUCGGUUUGUGGCUACCAGAACUGUUCAACCGUUUCGAGAACUACCAUAACUUACAUCCGAACAGAACAGUCAGCGUUUGUAAAUUAAUGCACGAAACAAAUCUACAACCUACAGCAACAGUUGCAAAAAAUAUUUUAAUCGAUUCCACGAGUAUCGUGAAAGAGUGCUCUCCCAACAUGGAUCAGAUGGUGUUCAUUAACUCGUUAACCAUCAAUGCUUUCUGUUUGCUUGGAAAUAUCGUGUCCGGUUAUUUGGCAAAUCGUGUUGGCAGAAGAACUAUCCCAGUGACGACAAUGUUGUUGGCUGGCAUCUUUGGUUUCUUGAUUUAUUUCGUUACGUCUUCCUUGCAAAUUCUGAUGGUGAGCUGUAUGUUCUCGUUAAUGAUAGUCACGGCGAAUUUCGUCAUUAGCAGCAUCGUGGUCGACAUAUUUCCAACACACGUAGGCGCCGUCGCCAUUUGUAUGAUGACAUGUUUCGGCAGAAUCGGCGCCAUUGCUAGUAAUUUAGCUUUCGGAUUGUUGCUCGAUAUCAGCUGCGAGGUUCCAAUUUUCUUGGUUGGCAGUAUAGUCAUCCUUGGAGGAUUGCUGGCCUUCGUUCUCCCAAAAAAGAAGAGUUGAACGUGUCCCGAUACGAAGACGAAAGAGUACAAGAGAUGAAGAGUAAAUAUUCUACGCUUAUUACAACGUGCAACGGACGAUCAUUCCAAGCUAUUUUCCUAAACAUCACAAAUAUCGUUCGUCUAACAAAUUCGUUGUACAACGUUGUUGAACGUAGAGCAAAAGACAGCUUUCAUUAUUUCUUUCUUGAUUUAAUAAUUUCUUGAACGUCACAGUAAAUCACAUGUGCGAUAUCACGCUUUAUCCACCAUUUUACAAUUUCAAUUUUCUACUUGAUAUUUUACUAAAUUAAUAUUGCUACAAUUCUACUUAAAAACUUCUUUAUUCACUUUUAUUAAUCCUUCUUUGGAUUAGUUAAAAAAUUUAAACCGUACACGCUUUAUAGAAUUACACACUUUCGUUAUAUUGACUCUCGUUAUAUUGCCAAACUAUAGCAAAAUACUUGUACAAUAGUUUUCUCCUCUUUACAGAGCUUUCCGUGGCAAGUAAAGAUAGUAAUAUAAUGUAAGUGUGUUUGAACACUUGUGCAGAUAAUCCUCUAUUAUCUCAGCAAGUUUCAGCUGCAAAUUAAAUAGUUUGCAUUUAUUAAUUCGGUGAAAUGGUACUUAAACGGAAUAAUGGCCACAGCAAAUUGUGUAUUCUCGUCAAUUUGGAAAUCCGAAGAAGGGUUAGUUCAACGCCGGUCACUGGUGAUCGAAAUAUUUAAUAUAAUAAUUAUUAGAUCAUUCCAUAAGUAAUCAUUCUGCAAAUUUAGUAUUUGCGUCAUGUAAAAUUUUAGCAACUCAAUUUUAGAAACAUAUCUUUAUUGAAGGCACAAAAUUCAUAUACUGAAUUUUACUGAAAGAAUCAAAAAUGAAAUCAAAUUCAUGAUAAAAUUAAAAUCAAAGAUUAAUCGAAAUGAAAAAACUUUUUCAAAUAAAAAAAAACACAAAUUAUUGAAAAACUUCAUACAGCUGUAAAAUAUAAAGAUUCACAUAUUUUUCAUUAUUUUCUAGAACGUAUUUUAAUAACGUAUUUAAUACACUGAAAUUGUAAAUACAAUCAAAAUUAUUUAUGGACUGACCUGAUAUUUAAAUAACUAGUUGAGCAAAUAGAUUACUUUGUGCAAAAUAUUAAAUUAUUUUGCUUAUAAAGAACUUAUUAAUAUUGAAUGUUAGUUUAAUAAAAAUAAGUUCGCUCACAAACACGUAUUUAAAUUAAAUUAAUAUUCUGUUCAAUAUUUUUUCAUUACCAUAUUGAACAGAAUCACAUAAAUGACAAAAGAGCACAUAACAUUUAGGUGCAAAAUAUUCAAUGGACAUUUGAAAUCAAAUGUUCAUUCUAAUUAUUGCAAGCCUGCUUACAAUUUGUCAGUUGGCAUUUUCAGUAUGAGGUUUCGUGUGCUGCGCGAGUGAGUGCAUAAAUGAACGUUAAAGUCUGUAUAUAUAUAUGUUAAAGUUAAAUGUGUAAAUGCGAACGAUAUGUAUGCAAAUAUGUGAAAGAAUAAUAAAUUUUUGUAAAUCAAUGAA
Messenger RNA from Megachile rotundata (alfalfa leafcutting bee), 3268 nucleotides. Its product is annotated as synaptic vesicle glycoprotein 2C. The record is from RefSeq and is a predicted model, not a curated record. Gene Ontology annotation, molecular function: transmembrane transporter activity. Lineage: Eukaryota; Metazoa; Arthropoda; Insecta; Hymenoptera; Megachilidae. Gene Ontology annotation, biological process: transmembrane transport. Gene Ontology annotation, cellular component: membrane.